This is a messenger RNA of Echinostoma caproni, 2418 nucleotides long. NCBI's taxonomy places the organism in Eukaryota, Metazoa, Platyhelminthes, Trematoda, Plagiorchiida, Echinostomatidae. The record is from the annotation of a GenBank genome assembly.
AUGGUGGUACGAAUUAAACUCACCAUUCCAAUCUUCGAUGUGUCAUUUGUUGCAGUCCAUUUCACCGUUCGUUUUUGUCAGAAUGUUCUCAAUGGAUCUUUCCACACGGAUACCGAUUCGUUUCAUUCGUACGAGGGUGAGGAUUCCAGUCCGGUGAAAUCGGUGCUAAGUCCCGGCGAAUCGGAAUCCCCAGCCUACGAGGACAGUCCGAAUACAAGUGGUUCUGGUACACCACGUGUGAUUCGUCGUGUCGGUCCUAUUUCCGCGGUUUAUGCCCCAGACAAAGAUGCACGCACCGCCAUGCUUGAACGUAUGAACUCUCCACCACCCCCACCGGCUCGUUUGCCCGGGGAACGGGAAAUUAUCGUUGGUUCAACUCCAGAAAGUGGCCGUAGUAGCGCUAUGGGGACCACUUUUUCAACGGAGUUCUUCACACCAAAACCGCCUAGCACCACUGAGGACAAUGACAUAUCGGAUCGGGACAUGUCUUCUGAUUUGGAGGGGCAUACUUCACCAGGUAGGACAGCCUCUACCGGACAAGAGACCCUAUUGGCUGAACUAAAGGAUGCGGAUGAACAGUCUGUUCGUCCUUCAACUCCGAUUAGCCACGAAUCCAGCAUGAACAAUCUUUCUUCCCCUGAAGCCAAUCACAAUAUUUCAGAUUUGGAAAAAAAUACCACUGCUUCCCUUUCCCCCGUCAAUGGUACUGCUCAACCUGACUCUCAUGGUGAUACCAGUGAUUUGCCAACCAGUCCGGCAAUUCAGCCGGUGCCCGCUUCAACUGUGGCAUCUGGGCUUCCGAUUCAGAAGCAAGCCGGAAUUGAACAGAAUAACCAUCAUCAUGAGUCGGACCUCUUGCCAGUGUCCAAUGAUAGACUGUCUACUAUGGAUGAGGUACCAAAAGCCGAACCAGAUUCGUCUCAAAUCGUUGAUCCCGUCACGUCUCACCGAGCACAGAGUGCGUUUCGCUCGGUCGCUCCUCGAGCUGAAAUCCCAGAGUCAGUCACGUCUCCUACGUUAUCGUCAGAUGAUAAGCCGAUAACCCAACCGGUUGCCUCAUCGACCGGAUCUCCUAAUGACACGGUAGUCACUACGCCGAUCAAUCCCCAUCAUUCACUGCAAGCCUACUCCACUGUCCCACUGUUAAGUAUGGUUGACCCCAUUGAAGAAGACGAAUCAGACGUGCAUCACGAAUCGUUUGCAAUACAAUCAACCGCAACCAAACAACCGAACCAUGAAACCACGAACCAUUUCAAUGUAAACUCGACCGACCCGUCUUCCCAGACAGUCGAACAGAUCCAGGUCUUACCAACCAGACACACUGGUGCACUGCCACCCGAUUUGGUUUCAUUGGGACAGCAGGAGACUACAGAACCGAGCAGUGAGUUACAAUCAGUGGUGAAUCAUCCGAUCGGAAGCAAACUGACCCCAGUCACCUCGAGUGCAUCGGAAUCCGUCACACAAAACAAUCUGAUUCCGCAGAGGCCUACUCAAGUUGGGGUUGCACCCACCGAUGAAAUAUCCUCGGGGAUCGUUACCAAUACCGAAACAUUUUUCCCGAACGAUGGCGAUAACGAAAAAAGCAAACAAGAAGCGGAUGCGGAAGCAACGAUUGUGAGCAACACCUCGUUCACCCAGCUGCCUGACGGUGAUGGUCCCACUUCCAGUCAUCGUCGAAUGUCCGCGUCGGAAGAGGAACCGAUCAGUCCAAUUGCCAUCGAUCUACAAGUAAAGGUGGAUGCCAAACUGGAUCCAUCCACACCGGAAGAGGUGGAUAAGUCAUCAAAACUGGUUUUCGGGAAUUUCAUUGCUGAACGUUACAAAUUGGAGGUGAACGCCUCAGCUACGGCUUCGGUUCAUGGCACGACAGUCUCAUUGGCUAACGCCUCGGCCUCCGUGAAUAUCUCCGUUCCGUCCACAUCACAAACCACAACCGAGGCUGAUCAUCGUUUGGUGGAGGACGACGUGUUUGGGACAGAUCUGGCUUCAAUCCCGCGCUCCGGUCCAGACAGAAUCAAUGAAUUGUCUCAGGCCAUAAAUGUGUGUGAUCUGGAUUUCAGCAUGGAAAUGGCGGUCGCCAGAAAUUUGGCCCAAAUUGGUGACGAGAUCAAUCGUCGUUACGGUCCACGUUUGGAUCGAAUGAUCAAACUCCUACCGGUUAACGAAUGUCCCAUGGGACUGUUCUCCCGUGUGGCUCUGGCCCUUUUCAAUCGUGGCCCGACUAAUUGGGGUCAAAUUGUCACCCUGUUUUACUUUGGUUAUCGACUGGUCAUUCGUCGUGUUCGGUCGGACGUGGCCAACGCGUUUCUCCAAGUGUACAAUUGUCUGAUCAAUUUUUGUCGACAGUGCAAUAUCUUCCGAUGGAUUGCACAGCAAGGUGGCUGGGUAAGUCACGCGAGCGGCGAGGCUAUCGCGUAA